CCAUCAGUCGACGGUACGCGCGCGUUGUGUGCGGAAAAGCGGACGAUUUCGCGCGUCGCCACCCACACGUCGUGAUAAUAAUAUAAUAUUAUCGUCGUCGACGUAGUCGUCUCGUUCUAUACGUUAUAUAAUAAUAAUAAUAAUAAUAAAUAAUAAUAUUAUCGUCUUCGUCGUCGUCGUUCGGUACAGUGCUGUUCCGGUGUCGUCGGUGUAGGUGCAGGGGGGUGUUUACGGGUUUCCGCCGGGUCGUUGGUCGCGAUCUCCUCUCGCCGAUCGCCGCCGUCGUCUCCCGGUCCGGGCGCGCGCCGCCACCUACCCGGACGAUGACCGCCGCGCGUCCGACGCACGCCGACCGUCUUCGUCCGGCGGCGUAUCCGCGGCCGUCCGCGCCGGCGGCCACGUGACGCGGUUGUAUUGCUGCUGCUGCUGCUGCUGCGGCGGCGGCGGAGGCUCUCGCUGCCGGCGGCCACGAACGCUACGACCACGGGCGAGCUGCUCGCUUACCGGGCGGCGACCGCGGCCGCGGCGGCGGUGGCCCAGCGAGCGGCCGCGGCGGCGGCGAUGUACGGCAACGGCACCGGCACCGAUUUUGGCGGCAAUUACACGGACGAGUACUACGGCGGCGACAACUGUUCCGCGUACCCCGCGUCGCCGUCGUCCGUGUUCAACAACCUGACCGGUUGCUACGACGAGCCCGCCGGCGUAGCGAUCGUCAAGAACUAUUGGGCGCUCGGGCUGGUCGUGUUCCCAAUACUCACGCUGUUCGGCAACAUGUUGGUCAUAAUCAGCGUGUGCCGGGAACGGGCCCUGCAGUCCGUCACCAAUUACUUUAUCGUCAGCCUGGCGCUGGCCGACCUGCUCGUGGCCCUCGUGGUCAUGCCGUUCGCCGUCUACGUGCUGGUGAAUGGAAAAUGGGGCUUGCCCCCGUUUGUUUGCGAUUUCUAUAUAGCGAUGGACGUGAUUUGUAGUACAUCGUCCAUAUUCAAUUUGGUGGCAAUCAGUAUAGACAGGUACAUUGCGGUCACGCAGCCAAUAAAAUACGCAAAGCACAAAAACAAUCGGCGAGUGUGGCUGACAAUCGUACUGGUGUGGGCCAUCAGCGCGGCAAUUGGCAGUCCUAUUGUGCUGGGGCUGAACAACACGCCGGACCGGGAACCGGACCUCUGUGUUUUUUACAACUCGAAUUUCGUCAUUUACUCGUCCCUCUCCUCGUUCUACAUACCGUGCAUCAUAAUGGUAUUUCUCUAUUGGAACAUAUUCAAGGCAUUAAACCUCAGAGCGAGAAAAGCAAAGGCGGCAAGAAGACCGCAGCUGAGCAGAGACAUGAAACCAGGUAUCAUCAUUGAAAACGUAGCACAGACCAAGCGACGUCUGGCAGAGACUACGUUGCUAGCUACAGCUUCAUUAGCACCUGGAAGUUCAUCCAUCGUUGAUGAAGGGCCGACCAACACGGGAAGCGGGAGUCAGGACGACGAAGAAGAGGGCGGAUCACCCGGUUCGGAUGACUGUCACAUCAUACAUAACGACAAAUCUACAGACUUUAUCCUGUCCACGGUCAUGGAAGAAACCGCGAUGGUGGCAACGUUGGCCACACCACCUAAUCUAACUACCGACCCAAAUGGAAACUUGGGUUCCAGACCACAGGAUAUCGAUCUUGUAACAAGGGUCUUAAACCCUAACCAAACAGUCAGCUCCAUUAGUGACAAGAUCAGUGAUAAGGUACCAGGAAAACGCAGAGAUUCAUCAGCCACGUCGUCACCAAUUGCGAUGACUACCUCGUCGUCGACAACAUUAACGGCAACGGUCACGGUGGCGGCAGCCGCCUCAACGGCCAUACCACAGCCAAUAGACCGGUCGAGUCGAACAACACAGUCACUAGUGAAACGUUCGCUGUCGUCGAUGCUCCGGAACGGUUCCGAGGAGGACAAUUCAAGAUGUUCAAAAAAAGAGUAUAAAACAGCCACAGAAGGAAGCAGCCGCUUCACAAUAUACAAGGUGAAUAAGGCCAGCCGAAAGAAACGGGAAAAAUCUUCGGCGAGGAAAGAGAGAAAAGCUACAAAAACAUUGGCAAUUGUUUUGGGUGUAUUUCUGUUCUGUUGGGUGCCGUUCUUCACGUGCAACAUACUGGACGCGAUCUGCCACAAAAUGGACAAGGAGUGUUCGCCCGGCGUCCGGAUGUUCAUACUGACCACAUGGCUGGGCUACAUGAACAGCUUCGUCAACCCCGUGAUCUACACGAUAUUCAACCCGGAGUUCCGAAAGGCGUUCAAAAAACUUAUGCGGAUAGGUACUUGACCCGUGGCCGACGGCACCGGCAAGAGCUUCGCCACGCACGCCUGCGGCAAGUGACGCGAACGAGCGCCGCAGCUGUCGCCUGUAGUUGUAUACGAAGUGUUCAUUCGCAGUCACUUCCUGUAAAAUAUUAUUAUUAUAUUAUCGUAUCAUUAAUAUUUGUAUUAUUAUUAUUAUUAUUAAAUUAUUAUUGUCAUAAUAUUAUUAUAACCAAUACUAUUAUUGGUAUAACUAUUAUCAUAGGGACGAGGAGUAAAAAUCGACAAUAAUAUAUAUUCGUGAAAAAAGAGAAGACAGCAAAGAUAAAUUAAAAAUAUUUCAAUAGCAAAUACAAAUAACUAUAUUCUAUUUUUGAAGCUAUGGGCAUUGACAAAAAACUGUGAAUAUUAUAUGUAUGUGCCUGUAUAACAUCUGUUACAGUGUCUUAAUAAUAAUAAGUUUAAAUAAAAUUACGAGCGCUAUUAACUUUAAUAUUAAAAUUAAAAACAGAUUUGUAUAAUACAUAUUUUAUGUAUAAGUAUGAAAGUUUUAAUAAAAUUACCGAAACAUUAACUAACAUUAACUUUUUAUAAUAUAUGACGGUAAAACGAAAUUUUCGUAAUUGUACGCAAGUCACUGACAGACACGAACUUUUGCCUUAUACUAGACCUCCAUAUUAAUACUUAAUUUAUCUCAAUAUUUUAAUAUCAUUAUAUUCACGGUGACAAUAAUAAUAAAAUAUAACGAACCAGCUAGCUCACGUGUCAUUAAACCGGUAAGGACGACGACGAUCAUCUUAUUUAUUUUAUUCUAGUAAUAAAUUAGUUAUUACAUCGUAGUUAACUACCGUAACGUUAGGUUUCGACUAUUAUCGCCUUUUACUUUUACUUAUCAUUUAUAAACUCUAUUUUUACAAUUAUUAAACAAAAAUAAUAUACAUUUCCAUCCGUGGUUAAAACGUGUAAACCUAUUAUUGUAUACAUUCAUGACUGAAUAUCCAUUAAAAUAAUACGUUUAAAUAGGUACUAAGAGAAAUUUAAAUGACUAACGCCAAGAUCGUCAAAAUGCUAUUUAGGUUCGUUAAUGCCAUAUUAAUAUAAUACAACUGUUAUCAUUAUGCCAUAAGUUUUCAAUUUUUAUAAUAAUUAGUCAAAUUACAAUAAAAUCUUAUCUCUUUUCUUUAUUUUUUUUUGUAGAUACAUAUUUUAUACAAGUAUUUGUUUUUCGUAAAGUGUUCAUUUUUUUAAAAUUUAGUAUUAGAUAAUAGUGUUUUGUUUAUAUUAUAUGAAUAAUUUGUUGUACCUAUAUAAAAAUGUAAUUCGUAAUAUUUUACUUGCAAAAUCAAGUAUUUAAUAUUUUAUUUUUUAAAGAAAAAUCAUAAAAUCAUAUAUGUAUAAUAUACAUACACAAACCUCAUUACAGCACUUCCUAAAAAAAAAAAAUGAACCUGAAAACCAUAUAAUUUUUCAAUUAUUUCUAUUUCAAAAUGUCAAAACACUAUUCUCAAGUCUAAACAUAUUAUAAAGGUUUAAUUAAAAUAAUAAUUAUCCAACCUGCUAAAAUGAAUUCUGAGAAAAUAACAAACACAUAACUUACCUUAAAAUAUAAUUAUUUUUAAUUUGUAUAAAGCUAGAAAAGUGAGAAUUGUUUGUAUAUUUAAAAUAAAUUAUAACGUUAUAACAACUACAACACAAAUAAUAAGAUAUUUAAAAAUACAAUGAAAGUUGACAAAUAAAAUCAGAUUAAAAAUUCUAUUCAUAUUUUUCACUCUCAGUUGUAAUUAUUCUAUUUUUGAUUUUCUUCAUAAAAAUGCUAAUAAUAAAUAAGUGCCAUACUUUUUGAGCAUCUUGGAAACAUUUAUAAUGACAUUUUUAUUUUUUUAAAUUAUUUUCUUGAUUUUAAUAAUUAAAACGUAGUUGAGGAAUACAAUUUAAAAAUAAAAACAACUAUCAUCCUAAAUACUUUGAAUUCAAUAAACAUGUAGCAAUAUCUAAUAAUACUUAAUUCAUAAGUAGGUCUAACAUAUUAAUGAACUGAAAAAUUUCCUUAAAAAUACACUUAUGACCUGAAAUCUCAAAACUCUCUAAAACAUGCAUUUAAAAUAUUAUUUGGUUUAAUUUUUAAUAUAAUUUAACUGUUGUUAUAUUUUAUAAAAACAAUUAAUUGAUUGAUUGUUUAAAAAAAAAAAAAGUUUGACUCAUAUUAUAUAUUAUGAUUCAAUUUUAAACAAAAAUUUGAAAAUUAAUUUUUUAUCACAUUCGUAAAAUUAGAUGAAAAAAUCAACAUUUAAAUUUAAAAAUCUCUUAAAAACAAUAAAAAUUCCAUAAUAACAAAAUAAUUUUUGAAAAAUAAUAUAUAAUUAAAACAUAUUUAUAGCUUGAAAAUCAUUGUGUCAGAAAUUAAAUAAAAAGGAAAAAUACAUUGAAAAUCAUAUCUUACUCAUACAUUCUAAGUCAUUUACAACAUUCAUAUAUUAUAAAGAUAAUAUGUUUGGUUUUAAUAAAUUAAUUUAAAUGCAUUAUCUACCAUAUGUUGUGUUUUAAGUUUAAGUAUUUCUAAGUUAUUAUUGAAAAUUCUGGUUGUUUUUUCAAUGUAGUUAGAUAUAAAAUAUUAAUAAACAUGCAUGCAAUUUUAAUAUUUUCAUAUCAAUUAGUCAUCAUAUUUUGUCAAAAAAUAAAAUGCUUAUGGGAUGCGUAUUUAUAUUGAUCAUAUCUUUUUACUAAAUUCUCUUUGAUUUUAAUUUAGUUUUUUUAGAAAAAAAUGUUAGUAAAAAUCACCAUAUUCGAACAACUAAACUUUGUUUUGUAACGUAAAUAUUAUACAUAAUUUAUUAUUAGUGCAUGUAUAUAUUUCCAUACGUGUUUAGACUAUCCAAUUAAUAUUUUAUCAGAAUUGUGUUAUAUGGUUUUAGAUAACUGGUAAUUUUUGCUCAAAGAAUAGAUAAUAAAGUUUAUCUUUGAUUACAAUUAUAUAUUUUGCCGAAGCAAAAUAUUGCUGGAUUUUAGUGAAAUAAUAACACCAUGUUAUAAUUUAAUGUUUUAAUAAUAUAAUAAUGACUGCAAUUAUCAAAAUUUAAAUCUCUUAACCCUAAAAUAUUACUAAAUAUUUCUAUUUAAGAAUAAAUAUUGAAAAAAAAUAAAAUAAAAAUAUUUAUAAAAUCGAAUUUUAUGUUUUUGUUUAUUUAGAUCAAAUAAAAAAAAUAAUACAAAUAUAUGUUAAUAUAAUAUGUAUUCCAUAAUAAUAAUAAUUUUAACAACAUUAUGCUUAAUAGAUACUGUUACUAUACUAUAAAUCUGUUUUAUUUAAUAUGGUUUGGUAUCGGUUGAUCCUAUAUAUUUGAUUUUAAUUUUAACAUGACACUAUCAAGAAAUAAUUAUAUUUUAAAUCGUGUAGUAUACAAUGGUUUUGCAUAUUUUCAUAAUUAUAAAAAACAUGUUACCAACCAAAAUAUCCUUAAAUGUGUUUAUUUUUUAUUAAAACUAUGUGUAUUAUGAACUUCAAGCGAUAAUAAGAAAAAUAUAUACUUGUAUUGUAUACUCAAAUUAUAAUAUUAAUUUCUUUAAAAUAAUUAAUUUUUUUUAAUGUGUAUGAAUAAUUCGAUAAUUAGAAAACUUUUUUUUUUUUUUUUUAAUACUCAUCAAUUAUAAUUAUAAAUUGUUCAAUAUUUAUUGAUUUACAGAUGAAAAUAUAUUUACAAUGUUAAAAGCCAUUUAAUUUGAUCAUUUGGUUUUGCUGUUGUAUCUUAUAUUUAAAUUAUUAUUGAUUAAAACAAAAAAUAUAGUAAAAAAAAAAAAAAAAAAUAUUUUAUUGAAAGUUUGAAGGAAUAAAUUAAGCCAAAUGUUCAUUAAUUAAUUAGAAAUAAUAUUCAUUAAUUAAGUUUUUAAUUUUUGUCAAUAAGUUUGUAUAACUAUGAAAGUCAUCGAUGAAUAUUUUUAAAACUCUGUUGUUAUUGUAAUUUAUUAUAUCUAUUAACUUCAUUGAUUUACUGUAUCGUGUAUAUAUUACCUAUAAAUAUGUAUUAUGUUGAAACAAUGAAAAAACUAUCAUUUUUUAUCAUAUUAUUAUCUAGUCCAUCGUCGAUUAAUUAUAUCAAGGAAUAUUGUAUAACGUUUAAAAUAAUAAGAACUGUUAUAAUACGCAAUAUUCCCAUUAUUGUAAUUAAUGUUUUUUUUUUUUUUUUUUAUGUAAUUAUAUUAUGAGUUUUUAAGGUAAAUUAUAUUAUUAUAUUGUAAUAAUUUGUUAUUAUUAUAUUUUUUUUUUAUUAUUAUUAUUGUUAAAGAUUAUAUCAAAAUACAUACAUAUUAAUUAUUCAUUUUAAUUUUCAAUCUAGUCUAUACAAAAUAAUUUAUAAAAUAUAUAUUAUUAUAUACAUUUAUAUUUAUUUAUUUAUUUAUAUUAUAACACGUGAGUUAGACCCGUUACCUUUAAAGUUAUGAUUGUGAUGUAAAUAUUUGAAAUGUAAAAUUACUAUAAACGAACAAAUAAUACUGUAUAAUAAAAAUAUUGACAAUUAUUGAAAAAUCGUAAUAGAUAUCUGCGGAUAAUCUUUUAUUUAAAAUGUAUAAUAGAGUUAAAUUUCUCCCACUCCAGCACAUAUAAUUUUUCACACCUUUAAAACUAUGAUUGCUGACUGCACAACGCCUCAGCUAGUUUCAGGUGUAGUUUUUAAGAUAAGAAUACCAUACUAUAUUACUAUAUAACAUAUAUCUAACGGAGCUUUAGAUAUUUUACAAGGUUAUGAAAACAUAUAUAAAACAGAAUUUGAUAUUUAACAGUGUGAGUAGGCUAUGAAAUUAUAUAUUUUGAAAUUCAAGCCAAGCUUGAGAAAUGGAGAAACGACAGUCAAAUGUAGGUACACGUACUUUAUCGGUGGUAUAUACAACUUAAUAUUAUUUAUUUUAAUUAAACAAAUAGUUUCUUGUAAAAUAUGUUAUAUGGAAAUUAUUACAUUUUGUACAACAUAUAAUAAUGUGAAUAUUACAAAAUUCUGUGGUUUUAUUUUAAUGUGUAAACAAAGUGAUUCACUAAGAAAGCUUUUUCCUUUUUUCUUCAAUAAUACAGUUAUC
Messenger RNA from Aphis gossypii (cotton aphid), 7337 nucleotides. It is a transcript of the gene Dop2R, whose product is annotated as dopamine D2-like receptor. Gene Ontology annotation, cellular component: membrane. Bases 562 to 2295 code for a protein of 577 amino acids. NCBI's taxonomy places the organism in Eukaryota, Metazoa, Arthropoda, Insecta, Hemiptera, Aphididae. The transcript is spliced from 8 exons. Gene Ontology annotation, molecular function: dopamine neurotransmitter receptor activity, coupled via Gi/Go; G protein-coupled receptor activity. The record is from RefSeq and is a predicted model, not a curated record. Gene Ontology annotation, biological process: adenylate cyclase-activating adrenergic receptor signaling pathway.